CUCCCUAUAAAAUGUCUUUUGAAAUCCUCGGAAACACUUCACCGUCUACCCUCUCUCUCUCUAUCUCUCUCUCUCUGGAAAAGAAAGCUUCGGAUCGAGAACAGGGGAGAAACCGUUGAAGAGACAAGAUGAAUGACCUAAUGACAAAAUCCUUCAUGAGCUAUGUGGACUUGAAGAAAGCAGCCGUUAAGGAUCUGGAAGCCGGACCCGACUUCGAUCUAGAAAUGGCAUCAGCUAAAUCGAACAACAUUGAUGAAAACCUUGGACUGUUCCUUGAAGAAGCCGAGAAAGUGAAGCAAGAAAUGGGUUUGAUCUGUGAAACCCUAACCAGGAUCCAGCAGUACAACGAAGAGAGCAAAUCUGUGCAUAAGUCGGAGUCUCUGAAAUCUCUGCGGAACAAGAUCAACAAUGAAAUCGUCUCGGGUCUCAGGAAGGCAAAAACCAUAAAAUCCCAGCUCGAAGAGAUGGAUCGGGCAAAUGCUGCGAAUAAGAGGCUGUCUGGUUGCAAAGAGGGGACUCCGGUUUACAGAACAAGAAUUGCAGUCACCAAUGGCUUGAGGAAGAAGUUAAAGGAGCUGAUGAUGGACUUUCAAGGGUUGAGACAGAAGAUGAUGACAGAGUACAAGGAGACUGUCGAGAGAAGGUACUUCACAGUGACUGGAGAAAACCCGGAUGAGGAAAUCAUCGAAAAGAUCAUCAAUGAUAGCAAUGGAGGCGAAGAGUUUCUCACGAGAGCAAUCCAGGAACAUGGUAGAGGAAAGGUGUUGGAAACUGUUGUCGAGAUUCAAGACAGGUAUGAUGCGGCCAAGGAGAUAGAGAAGAGUCUGUUGGAGCUUCACCAGGUGUUUCUGGACAUGGCGGUCAUGGUUGAGGCACAGGGGGAACAAAUGGAUGAGAUCGAGCAUCAUGUGAUGAACGCUGGCCAUUACGUGAAGGACGGGGCCAAAGAGCUGAAGACGGCAAAGGAUUACCAGAGAAACAGCAGGAAAUGGAUGUGCAUUGGCAUAAUCAUACUGCUGCUGAUCGUUCUUGUUGUGGUCAUCCCAAUUGCUACCAGUUUCAGCAGUUCUUGAAACGUUUUGAUCUGUCUGCUCCCGAAAGAGGAUGUCUAAUCCUUUGUUUGAUCACUCUGCCUUUGUACUUCUCUCCCCAAAUCUCUCUAUAUUCUACAUUUGAUUUGGAAUGUUCAGUAAUUUGGUCUGAAAAAUCUGACCCAUCUGAUCCAAACAGAAGUUUCUGUA
This is a messenger RNA of Tarenaya hassleriana, 1241 nucleotides long. Its product is annotated as syntaxin-related protein KNOLLE. Bases 129 to 1073 code for a protein of 314 amino acids. Gene Ontology annotation, biological process: intracellular protein transport; vesicle fusion; exocytosis. The record is from RefSeq and is a predicted model, not a curated record. Lineage: Eukaryota; Viridiplantae; Streptophyta; Magnoliopsida; Brassicales; Cleomaceae. Gene Ontology annotation, molecular function: SNARE binding; SNAP receptor activity. Gene Ontology annotation, cellular component: endomembrane system; SNARE complex; plasma membrane. The transcript has 3 exons.